Messenger RNA from Ostrinia furnacalis (Asian corn borer), 4160 nucleotides. Its product is annotated as ligand of Numb protein X 2-like. The record is from RefSeq and is a predicted model, not a curated record. Gene Ontology annotation, molecular function: protein binding. Lineage: Eukaryota; Metazoa; Arthropoda; Insecta; Lepidoptera; Crambidae. Bases 1 to 273 code for a protein of 90 amino acids. The transcript has 3 exons.
AUGAUAGCGUUGCGGCGAGAGACGGACGGCUGUGGUGCGGUGACGUCAUCCUGCAGCGUACAGAGCCAUCCCGAGUCGGGGCAAAGCUACAUCUCAGCGGUGUACAACGACAGUGUAGCGGCAAGAGACGGUCGGCUGCGGCGCGGUGACGUCAUCCUACAGGUGAACGAUGAGAACGUGACUUCAAUGAAGACACCAGAGGUGAUAGACUUGCUCCGAAUACUGAGGGGAUCUAUCUGCAUCACAGUUCUAAGACCGCCUAACGCACAAUAAAAGCACAAAAGCACCCUAUCUCAUUAGCCACAGAGCUGAAUAUGAAACGAGACUUCACGCUGUAACGGAAGGCCUUUUGAAACAAAAGGCAACUGCGUCGUUGCUCUAGUGAUGUUGUUGGUGCGAUAAUCUAAUUAUCGAUAUUAAGUAAUCUCGUAUGAAUAAUUCAAAUCAAGUAUAGUUUCAUCAGUUUUAACUUCUUAUUGAUCAAUCAUUUUGGUACAUGUAAGAAUGAAAUGUAUAAAAAUAGAGGAUUUUUUUUCGGAAUGAAAAUUGAAUAUAUUUAAACUAUUUAGCAAACUCAUUACCAGGCAUCAGAAUAUUAUGGAUAUGACAAUAAAAUAAAAUUACAUACAACAUUAACUUCACCGUCAGUCGAACUAGAACUUAUAAUACAAAAUACCUAUUUGAUUAACUAAUUAUAAUUAUAAGCCCACUGUAAAGUAAACAUCUUGAAGUUCCUAAUAUUCCUAAAACUAGCUAAAACAAAAAUGACACCCUGAAAACAUUUCUUAUAUUAAACGAGUUACCUAAUUAAGUGUAGGAGUGACGGAAUUGAUCUCUGUUUGUAAUCUCAUGAAUGAUAGGUAUUCAGAAAAUUAGUGUUAAUGUUAAGCCUCGAAAGUCUUGCCCGACCAAAAAAUACACAACGAAAUCAAUGGAUUACGAUUUUAUUUUUAUUGAAGUACAAUAAUGGAAUGGCUUUGCAAAUUAACAAAAGCUAUUUGUUCGAUAUUUUAAAUGAACUCUGAAUAUUCGACGUCGAAUAUCGAUAUCGGCAAAGUCUUUUAUGCAGCACUACCAUCAGAGAUUUUCUUCAUCCAAUUUCUAAAGCAAUUACUUGGUUUUAUGCUGCCCAAAUAGAACUAGAGUUUAUUUUGUAUGUAUGUCUAAAUUUGGCUUCGAAAAACGCAGAAACUGUUAGCAAUUAAUUUAGUAAUUGGAUGACCUAUAGUCAGUCAUUGUGACCAUACAAAACACAAUGUUUAUCACGUAUAUACUACACUAAUAUCAAUUAUAACAAUAAAUAGCACAAUACGCGUUUUAUUGUAGAAAAUUGUAAGAGAUAUUAGCAUUCCACGAAUUAAUUACUGUAAAUAGUGUAAAUUAAAAGACAGUAUGUAAACGUAGUGUCUACUGUUGUUUUAAAUUUUAAUGUAAUGAAUGAAAUAAAACAAUUCGAGGGAAAUCGUAACACCCAAAUAUGUAUGACUGGGUCUCAGAUAAUGUAUUUUUGAUCAAAAUUAAAUUAUUUAUUAAAAUUUGUUAUAAUGCUAUAAUGUUUAAUCUGCCUCCAAUAUUCCUGCCUGAAUGUAUAUUUUUAUCAAAUAUUUAAAAUACUGCUUGCACACAGAUAAAUAGUGGAAAAUUUUGCAAGCAAACGUAUAUUUUCGAUUACAUAAUAAAGGAUUACUUUGAGACAAUAAUAGGGAUGAUGACACUACUGACAUUUUUUCAACCAAUAUUGAAAGAAUACAUUAAGUAUGAAAAUAUUUUUUUAAAGUUAAUUUGUACGAACUACGAAUUCGUUUAUGAUUUGGCCAAUCGCUAACGCUGUAUUACCAGAAUAAUAUUAUGUAUACUUAAUGUGACUUUUUCAAUAGUUUUUGUAAAUGGUGUCAUCAUACCUAAAUGUAAUUACUUUUGUACUUACUAUUAUUAAUUUGAUCUAGGUAGGAACUUUCUACUAGCAUUACUUUAAUUUCAUUAAAUUGAAAAAACUCCAUAGCAAUGAAGUAGGUAACCGUUAUUGCUUACAAUUAAUUCGUACAAAUUAAUUAUUUUUAUGCAAAAGAUGAGUUAUUACAAAGUACCUAUAGGUUUUGAAAUUCUAGAUGGAAUAAAGUAAAAUUUUGUAAUUUUCCGAGUUAGAACGCAUUUCGAAAUUUACCUAUGUCACAUAUUUUAUGUAUUUAAAUAAUGUAAAAAGUGUUAACCUCUGAGGUCAUACGCGUUAAAAUAGGCCUAUGGGUCAUAGAUGGACCUGAGUAAAUCUUCCAAAACUUGUAAAACACUAUAGUACUCUAUGAUAUUCGACCUAACAUGUUAUUAUAGCUAUAUUUCUUUAUCUAGGCACUGAUAAUAAUCUAGUCAAAUCUAAAUUUUAAUUCUAUUUAUCACAGUUAACCCUCUGAGAAAUCCUUAAAUAUAUUUAAAAGUACGUUAAUUAUCUAAAGUACAGAGACGUCAUUCUAAUUGAUUUCUCAGAUUAGUAAAAAUGUUAUUACCUUGAAAGAUUUUAUUGACAAAUCAACUGAAGAAAUCUAUUUUAAUAAUUAUAAAUAAAUUAUAAUGUAGUUAACGUAGAAGUAAAGAUAUUACAGAUGUGUAACAUUAACGAAUCAAUCAACUGAUAUUCUAAAAUAAUUGUGAUGGUUUAUGUUAGUAUACUGUGUAUUGUAAAGUCUAGAUGUACGAAAAAGAUUAUUAAUAUACGAUGUACGUGCAUAUAGACCUGGCCCAGUUAUAUUGUUUCCAAAAGGUUAGUAAACUGCAUACCUCACACUGUUGUAAAUAGAAGUAACUUAAAUGUAUAUUUUUAUGAAACCUGGUCAUUCUGUAAAUCUGUAGCUUGUAUUAAAUAAGCCUACUUAUCACCAUAUUACAUAUUACACCAUACAAUAAGUUUGUUUGUAUUUAUUAUCAUUUAACCUACGUUAUAAUUCAUUUUAAAAAAUUUGAAGAUAUGUUUCAAAUAAUUAAUAAAUUCUAAGUCAUCACGGAAUGCCUGAGUAGAAUAUGUAGAAGUAGUAACAUGACAAAUGGAAUGAAAUAUUAGACAUGGAUUAUCAUCAUACAUAUCCAUUUAACAUAAUAUAUUAUGGUAUGGAAAUAUCUUUCUAAGGUCAUUUGGUCGGUCGAUAAGAGAUUGAGGUAACAUAUUUCCAUUUAGAGGUAUGAUUUAUUUUAAGAGGUACGCUCUACAAGUUGGAAAAUACAGAAUACUUCCAACACAUAAUUUUUAUCAUAGAGAUGGGAAUCAAUCAUUUCUUUGUACCUAGGUAUUUGACUAAUGUUCAUCUGAUAUUAAUAUUUUUUACAGUCAUCUAUGAUUUAACGUCUAAAUUGUUAACGGCCGACCAUUUGGUCUCGUUUGAACUAAUCACCCCACAGUUGGCUUAAAUUCUUUUGCAAUUAAAAUAAUCUUUAUCCAUUUUGUAAAUAUUGAAAGCUUCUACGCCUAUCUUAGCAACUGAUUUGAAAUAUCUCACACGUACCUAUGUAAGCACUUAAUUGUAAUGUAAAAGAGUAAAUAUGCGCUCAAAUACACGUGAAAAAGUUUGGGGGAAAAUAUUCAAUGGCAAAAAAUAAUUUAAAUAUUUAAAUAUUUAAAUGUAUAAAUAUACAUGCCGCACAUCAAACACCUCUGAAAACAGCUAAGAUGAAACUGCUACUAUUAUACGGUGGCUCUCCUUCAUGUAAUAAAGUUUAAACCUUUAACCCUUUGUUAAUGGAGAACUAACUCGUCAAAUACAAUUUGUAGAAGUCCUUAAUAUAAAUUACAAAUGACCAUCGCCAUAAGGUUUGUCACACAUUAAAUUCGUAUCUCAUCAUGUAGUAUCUUGCAAGUUUUAAUGAUGAUUCAAUCGAUAUAAAUAAAAAACCUCAUAAAACUUAAAUAAGGUAAGGCUCUCAGAAUUGAAUUUAGAUGAGGUGCAGUGUUUCCAAUUCGGCGACUAACAAUCCAUAUAGUAAAUAUGAAGAUUUAUUAUGUUUGUGGUGCUCAAUGUAUGUUAGAUGCCCGCGUGCUUGCUAGUCUACCCUACAACUGGGCCGUAGUGAAGGUGAGAACGUUAUGUUACGGAAUACAGUCAUAUAAGUUGGGAUGUACCAUAUACUUAAAUACGAGUAAAUACUAUAGUUAUAAAUAAAUAUAAUUUAAAUUA